Molecule: messenger RNA, 1409 nt
Organism: Protopterus annectens (West African lungfish)
Lineage: Eukaryota; Metazoa; Chordata; Ceratodontiformes; Protopteridae
Product: tRNA selenocysteine 1-associated protein 1-like
Exons: 7
Coding region: 171-1178 (335 amino acids)
Molecular function (GO): RNA binding
Source: RefSeq, a predicted model, not a curated record
UGACGCUAAGUUACGUAAAAUCAGCACGUUCGUCUCACCUAGGAAAUCACUAGUAUAGUCUAGUGUCGUGCGCUGCUAGGCAGUAGAAGUAGAAAGUAUUCUCCAUCACCGUUUUAGCGGGGUUGGCAAGACGGGUGUGUGGUUGGAAACGCGGGGUUACGCUGCACAGCAUGGCAUCCCGUAGACCCAGCCUUUGGAUGGGCAAUCUGGAUCCUUAUAUGGAUGAAAAUUUCAUUAAACGAGCCUUUGCUACAAUGGGUGAACGUGUGCAGGAUGUAAGGGUCAUUAGCGGACGAUCACCAGGAUAUUGUUUUGUGGUCUUACCUGAUCGUGCUGCUAUUGAUCGUUGCAUUGCUCGACUGAAUGGAGCAGUAAUUCCUGGCUCUGAUCCGCCUCAAAAAUUUAAACUAGAACGCUCCAUGGCGUAUUGGACGAAGGAUGGUACUUCCUCAGGCACUCUUGAUCUAGGGACUUUUCAUAUUCAGCAUGCCCGUAGACCUCCACUUCUUGGCAGUGGACCACAUGUCCAGAAUGCUCCAGUUGUCCCAGCUGCACCAGUUGUGCCAGAUGCUUCAGAUAUGCAGACAUCUCAGUAUUUACAUUAUUACCAACACUACUUAAACUACUUCUCUCAGUGGAGGUAUAAUCAACCCUAUGGAUAUAAUAACUCUUCCGAAUACUGGACUGCAGGGAGCUCUUCCACAUUGCCUGUUUCUUCAGCAACUUCAGCUGUUCCUUCAAUGACACAUUCUACGUCUGAGAUAAGUACUGCUGAAAUGCGAAAUGCUGCUACAGCACGUUAUGCUGCAACAGUACUAAAUGGUGCUUCUUUAAGAAAAACUGCUGCAGCUGAAAACUGUGCAUCUUUGGAGUGUACUGCAACAGCAACCUCUAGUACAGCGACUUCUACAGCUUUAACUUCUUCAUCUUCUACAUUAGGAGAGGCUUCAUCUGUGGAAGUAACAUUACAGAAUACAACUUCUGAACCGGAAAAGAAGGAAGAAUGUAUCUGUGUAGAGGAACUAUUUGAAGACCCUGAUCCUCCAUUGGACAUAGAUGCACUGAAUGCAGAAUAUAUGGGGAGAAGUGAAGAAAUGUACGAUGUACUUAUGAACUGUCACUGGCAACCACUGGACACAGCCAUAUCAGGGAUUCCAGCUGUGAUUGAACUAAGAUGAAAAAUGUACAGGAAACGAACAUUCCAUUUUCCAGUUGUAAAUAUGUAUUUGUUCUCAGAAUGAUCCUGGAGAUUUUUCUGCCUGAAUGGGACAGCUGCCUGUUUUAAGAACACUGCUGCGCAGAAGAAAAUCUGCUCAGUAGUUCACAUCUUUUCAAGGCCAUUCAUUGCAAACAUUUCAGCUCAAUGCAAGAGUAUUAUGUCGGUUUUCUAAUAAAAUUGUUAAAAAAUA